Wasmannia auropunctata (little fire ant) is the source of this 711-nucleotide messenger RNA. RefSeq names its product cytochrome c oxidase assembly protein COX19. The transcript has a single exon. NCBI's taxonomy places the organism in Eukaryota, Metazoa, Arthropoda, Insecta, Hymenoptera, Formicidae. The coding region runs from base 139 to 402 and encodes 87 amino acids. Gene Ontology annotation, cellular component: mitochondrial intermembrane space. Gene Ontology annotation, biological process: mitochondrial respiratory chain complex IV assembly. The record is from RefSeq and is a predicted model, not a curated record.
CUGUGUGGAUCGCGAUCGUGCCAUCGUGGAUCACGGUCGGCCAAGAUGGCGAACCGUCGCGGGAGCUGAAGGGCUACCGCGCUCGUUCUCGACGUUCGUCGCACGGGGUGUUUACGCGCGUCCGCGAAGUCGCGUAUUAUGUCCUCGUACACGUUCUCGCAGAGGCUGUUCACGCCAACGCCGCCGGAGCGCGGCAGCUUCCCGCUGGACCAUGAGGGCCGUUGCAAGAGCACCAUGAUCAGGUACAUGCGCUGCCUGGCCGAUAAUCGUAAUCAGAACACGAUGUGCCGCGACAUCGCCAGGGAGUACCUCGGCUGCCGCAUGGACCACGACCUGAUGGCGCGCGAGGAUUGGUCCAAGCUCGGCUUCGCCGACAAGAGCGAGGGCGUCAAGGAAACGUAACGUCGAUAUCGUUAGCAGUCAUUCUCGAGAGCAGGUAUCCCAGGAAAGGAGGGGAUCAUAUCUUUAAUCGUCGUCGUCGUCGUCGUUGCCGUUGUCGUUGUCAUUGUCGUUUGUUCUCCUUGAGAGUACCUGGCAUACUCUGUAGCUAAUCUCGGUGCUCUUGGAACUUUCGAUAUAUAUAGGAUGCCAUAACGAUAAUUCCGGUGAUUUAGUGUGUUCAUACGAGAAUACGCACUGCCAGCCAGGUGUAACAAGGACUUCCUCUAUGCCAGUGUUGUUGAGAAAAAAUUAACAAUAGUAUUUAAAAAA